AGAGAGAGAGAGAGAGAGCAAGAGGUUAAUUUCAAUUUCAGUAUUGACUGAUCAGACUGCAGUCACAGCUCUGACAGAGUCAGAGGAGGUCGGCUCAGGUGCUGGAUGUUUUCUGAUGUUUGCUGGAUGAUAUUUGAUGCGACAUGGAGCUACUGCCCUCUCUGCUGUCCACCCUCAGGACACUGGAUCCCGCCACUCUGGCUCAGGAGUACAGCGUGGUGCGUUCGAAGACCUUGUCGUUGAAGAGAGAUCUGGGUUUGACCACUGAGGUUGGAGCUCUGAAGGAAAACAUCAAGAAGAACAGAUACAAAGACAUCCUGCCAUAUGACCAGUCUCGGGUGGUGUUGUCUCUGCUGACCUCAGACUCUGACUCUGAUUACAUCAACGCGAGCUUCAUCAAGGGGCCGUCAGCAGACAACCGGUACAUCGCCUGUCAGGGUCCUCUCAGCUCCACUCUGAUUGACUUCUGGAGGAUGAUCUGGCAGCACGACAUCAAGGUGAUAGUCAUGGCCUGCAGAGAAAUAGAGAUGGGAAAGAAGAAGUGUGAGUGUUACUGGGCUCCAGUUCAUCAGUCUGCUGCAUUUGGACCGUUCACUGUCCAUAGUCAGGGGGAGACACAUCCCAAUGAAGACGUAGUGGUCAGAACUCUGACUGUCACAUACCAGCAGGACAGCCGUUCAGUGAUUCAGUAUCAGUUCCUGUCAUGGCCGGAUCACGACGUUCCGUACGAGUCUGCAGGAAUCGUGGACCUGCUGGAGGGAGUCAGAAAGAGCCAGAGAACACACACCUCACCUCUGCUGGUACACUGCAGUGCGGGCUGUGGGAGGACAGGAGUCAUCUGUGCUCUUGACUACAUCCAUGACCUGCUGGUUACCAAGCAGCACACAACAGACUUCAGCAUCAUGGAGAUCGUCCUGGAGCUGAGGAGGCAGAGACCCUCUGCAGUCCAGACUAAAGAUCAGUAUCAGUUCAUCUUCACGGCCGUUGCCUGUAUGCUCGAACGAGUCCUUCAGCCCAGCAGUCAACAGUUCUCCUAUAACAUGUCUGAGCCGCAGAAACCAGACAACAAGACAGCACCUGCUUCCUUGACCAAGAGAUCAUCAAAGGCGAUUGACAUGAAUGAUACGUAUGCUGUGGUCAACAAGUCCAAACAGCCCCACCCACCUCCAACAAGCCCCGCCUACUCUGCCGUAGCACCGCCCAGAUCCAGCAGGAGCCUGCCUGCCUCGCACCACUAUGAUAACGACUCUGCAGGGGCAUCAGCAACCCCUCUCUACAGCGCCGUCAGGCCCCGAGCUAAACCACAAAACAUGCUGCUCUCUACCACGCCCAUCUAUGACACAGCAACAUCAGCCAAUCCCAGGCCGGGGGAGGGGCUACUGUCACCACACAACAACGAACAAUAUCAACUGGUGGCAGUUGAAGGACUUUCACGCACAGAUGAUGAUUAUGAAGAAUUCUCGUCUUCAGCCCCAGACGUGUCCAACUUCUGCUCACCUGGAGGCAUCGGCUUUAACUGUCGUAUUCAGAAGCCCAGAGGACCCAGAGAUCCUCCUGCUGAGUGGAGCCGACUGGAGAGAUGAACUGGUCCAACUGGACCACACUGGUUUACAGUAGAUUGUAUAAGUGCGUUAAGGUUAACAGAGUGGACGAGUUUCAGUUGACCUGAAGUGACCUGGACUGUGAGACUUGUUGUUUUAUAAACAACUGACCGUCACCAUAAUCUGAUCCCUGCCUGUAAAUAUUCCUGGUCUUCGUGUCGUCUUCACAUGUGUCUUUGUACUUUAUCAAUGGUUUUCAUAAAGUUUGAUUUUCAGUG
This is a messenger RNA of Seriola dumerili (greater amberjack), 1819 nucleotides long. It is a transcript of the gene ptpn18, whose product is annotated as tyrosine-protein phosphatase non-receptor type 18-like. The record is from RefSeq and is a predicted model, not a curated record. Bases 144 to 1583 code for a protein of 479 amino acids. The transcript is spliced from 16 exons. Gene Ontology annotation, molecular function: non-membrane spanning protein tyrosine phosphatase activity. Gene Ontology annotation, biological process: peptidyl-tyrosine dephosphorylation. Lineage: Eukaryota; Metazoa; Chordata; Actinopteri; Carangiformes; Carangidae. Gene Ontology annotation, cellular component: nucleus; cytoplasm.